Messenger RNA from Daldinia decipiens, 2082 nucleotides. RefSeq lists its product as uncharacterized. The transcript is spliced from 6 exons. The coding region runs from base 1 to 2082 and encodes 693 amino acids. Gene Ontology annotation, cellular component: nucleus. Gene Ontology annotation, biological process: regulation of DNA-templated transcription. The record is from RefSeq and is a predicted model, not a curated record. Gene Ontology annotation, molecular function: transcription cis-regulatory region binding; zinc ion binding; DNA-binding transcription factor activity, RNA polymerase II-specific. Lineage: Eukaryota; Fungi; Ascomycota; Sordariomycetes; Xylariales; Hypoxylaceae.
AUGAAUUAUGCCUGCGAGGCGUGUCGAAUAUCCAAGAUUAAGUGUCAACCCGGAACACAACCGGGGAUCUGUAAGCGCUGCUCCGAGUUCAAACGGGAAUGCGUCUUUCGAACCGGUCCACGAACCCGGCGACCCAAGGUUGCUCGGCCAGAUGCAGAGGCCCGGCCGCCUCCUCCCGGCCCCAGUCAGACCUUCAGCAUCGACUUCACCAUGCCCGCUGAUGAUGAUCUUCAUGAUAACUUCGACGCUCUGAGGGAAAAGCACGAACGCUUCAUCGAUGGCCUCAUACCGUCUAGUGACGACGAGUCAGCCGAUGAUCCGGCGCAGCUGUUGUCGACGGGGGAAGCGUUCAACUUUAACGAUCUCUCCAUGCCGACUCCGUCUGGGGCGCCGGCGAGAUGCGCUUCGCGGCCCGUAAGCAGCCUCGGUAUCAAGCCGCGCUUCAACCUCGAAUCGGCAGAAAAGCUGCUCGAGUCGUUCCGGGCUAUGCUGCCGUCCUCUCCGUGUAUUGCGUUGCCCGAUGAUGCGGACGUGCGGUCCUUGGCUCGCGACAUGCCCUUCGUGCUCUUGUCUCUGCUCGCCGUGACGAGUUGCUCUACGAGCUUGCAAGGCCAUAGCCUCUAUGACGAGGAGUAUCGUAAGAUUUUAGCUUUAAAAUUUGUCGCUGGGGGUGAAAGAUCCAUCGAGUUGCUGCAAGGAAUUAUGAUUUACUGUUCCUGGUACCCCUUUCAUCUACGCCCGAAAAAUAGGCAGUUACAGCAGUAUCUACGAAUGGCCACAGAUAUUGUACGUGACUUAGGAUUAGAUGAGGAAACACGUAUAGAUCUCGCGACCAUGCCACCAGAGAGAAAGGCAGCCAAGUUGCAAAGCAUCCGGGCGUAUCUUUCUUGUUUCCACUACAACUCAGUAUACGCGUGGGCGUGGUCUAAAUCGUCUACGCUAAGGUAUACGCCGUGGAUGGCCAAAUGUUGCGAUAUGCUAGAGCAAUACAGCGACCUUGAGCAGGAUCACAUCCUUGUAUGGCUCGUCCGUCUGCAGUAUGUGCUAAAUGAAUUUGAAGAGCUACAUAGAAGUUACAAGAAGCACGAUGCUAGCAACCAGAGCGAUCACCACAAGCAACUUAUUCGGGCCGGCCUUGAGAUGCAGCUACGAGAUUUCCAGGCCAGAAUCCCCAUCCGCCUUUCAACUAAGCCGAGUAUUUUGAUGGCCUCCCUCGCCGGCGAUGCAUUCCUCCUGGCCGCACCUCUCAUGCAGACGGUUCGCCCGCGUCCAGAAGAUGCAUCGGCACUCAUGAUCGAUCCCGCCAAGCUUCAAUCUGCCGCGUAUACAGCACGGACGUUGCUGGACUACGUCGUGAACCUAUCCCCGACGCAGAUGAGCUACUUUUGCGGGGCUGACCUCACACGUUUCAUUCUAACAAUUAUCCUCGGCUACAGACUUUCAUUUCCGAUGUCAUUCUGCCCCAGCUAUGAUUACUCCCAGGGCCGGAAAGUCUUGGACUUCGGCACGUAUCUCACCAAGUUGUCGAGCAACAACGACAGCGGUGGCGGUAAUACCAACGACGAUGCUGCGAAUAGCGGUACUGGAAGGGCAAGCAAGAUAACCGAUGUUGUGAGUGCCCUGAAAGUCGUCCUGGGAUCCGUAAAGACAAGUUUCUACAAGAAGUCCGCCGUGCUAGAAGCCGCUGCCGAGGAGCAUAACAAGAGAGCGCGGCUAUGCCCAAUGUUCGACGGAAGCCUAGAGCAGUAUCUUCCGCAGUGGGAAGGGGAAGAGCAGCAGGGGAGCAGCAACAACACCUCGGGUUCAUCGUACGCACCCUCUUCGCACAGUGGGAGCGGUAGCGGUAGCGGUAGCGGAAGCUCGGCGGCCCAUCCCGCAGCACCGUCAACGGCGGGCGAAGACGGAGUAGCGUCGCCGGAGUCGGCGAAACCAAUGCUAUUCCAAGACCUCUGGGCCACGAUGACGGUGGGUUGGGCUACGGAUCUAGAUAUGAACUUGCAGCAAGGUGUAGAUGUACCGGAGAUGAAUGGUGUCGAGUAUGUCGAUCUUAUGGGUAUGAGAGAGUCGUUUCACGACUUGUGA